This is a messenger RNA of Apodemus sylvaticus (European woodmouse), 4508 nucleotides long. RefSeq names its product sideroflexin 4 (gene Sfxn4). The coding region runs from base 2563 to 3504 and encodes 313 amino acids. The record is from RefSeq and is a predicted model, not a curated record. Gene Ontology annotation, biological process: monoatomic ion transport; mitochondrial transmembrane transport. Lineage: Eukaryota; Metazoa; Chordata; Mammalia; Rodentia; Muridae. Gene Ontology annotation, molecular function: monoatomic ion transmembrane transporter activity. Gene Ontology annotation, cellular component: mitochondrial inner membrane. The transcript is spliced from 14 exons.
UCAGGAAACUGAAAUUUAGUAGGCAAGAUUCCUAAACUUCCAUUCAUUAUUUUGGUAACUCCUGGAAUGACAACCUUAUGCCAGGUUGGCCUUUGGAGACAUUGGAAUGAGGAAAAAUAAACCUUUGUCUUUAUGCACUUGAUUCUAGAAGAGAAGCCCAGUAAACAGAAAUCGGGUACUUGUGGGGUUGGAGCAGGGGUCUGAGUCUGUUUUUCAGGGAAGUCCUGAGGGAGAAGAGAUUGGGUCUAUUUUUACAUAUGUAAAAUAAGGGUAAUUAUAUCUAUUGUAUAUCACCAGCACCCAAGACUAGAAAAAAGAAUUUAAGUUGAGGCUCAUGGUUCCAGAAGAUUAGUUCAUGACCUGCAUGGCAGCUGGCAGGAAUGGCACUGGAACAGAGCUGAGAACUUAAAUCUGAUCCACAGGCAUGAGAUAAGACAUCCAAGUGGGAAUGGUAUGGGUUUUAGAAAAUUCCAAUCCCACCCCUGGGGCAUUUGACAAGGCCCCACCUCCUGAUCCUUCCAAACAGUUCUACCAACUUAGAACCAAGCACUCAAAUAUAUGAGUGUAUGGGAUCUAUUCUCAUUCAAGCCACCACAGAAAGUAAGUGGCUUCUAGGCAAGAAACAUGAAGGAGGCCAUGCCAUUGGAGCAUAAAACAAAAUGGCAGUUAGGAACCCAAAGUCCUUCAGGCAAGCUAAGGAGUAGAUUCUAAAUGUGAUGGGGGAAUACCUGUGAUGAAUGUUGCAGCUCAUGCACACAUAUCCAGGAAGGUCAAACCCAGCCUGGGCUACAGUAUGAGAUGAAACCUUGCCUCAACUACUUUCUAUAUUCCCUCAAAAAGAAAAAAGAGUGACAGUAAUUCACCCUAAAGAUCAUUCUGGUUCUUUUGACUGUAGGAUUUCCAAGGUGGUGAAGCACAGAGAGCUAGCUGGACUGGAUCUGUGACUCACUGAAGGGUAGAGCCAAUCAGACAGUACAAUGUGCUAAAGACCAUAAUGAUAAUAAUGAUACCAUAAGUGCAUAUCUUGACAUAAUGGGAAUACAUAGCUAGGUUCUUUUACCUAGCUAUGGAGAGAACUGCUGAAGGCUAUAGCAAAGUGAGCCAGGUCAACUAAGCAACUAAAGAGAAGAGGGCUGGAGAGAUGGCUCAGCGGUUAAGAGCACUGACUGCUCUUCCGAAGGUCCUGAGUCCAAAUCCCAGCAACCACAUGGUGGCUCACAACCAUCUGUAAUGAGAUCAGACUCCCUCUUCUGGAGUGUCUGAAGACAGCUACAGUGUACUUACAUAUAAUAAAUAAAUAAAUCUUUAAAAAAAAAGAGAGAGAGAGAGAGAGAGAAGAGCCAUAUAAACUAACAGAAAGACAAUGUGGGCAAGGCAAGGAUUGAUAACCUCUAGGUGCUGGUCAUGGCUGCUACUGGCCACCUCCAAUGGGUUCAGCCUGGCUCAGUCAUUUCCUUCAAUCUUCAGCAAGCCCCUAAGAUUAGUACAAUUACUAUCCCUUUUUCCAGAUGAGAAAAUAGACCUGGAGAUACUGGGGAUACAGGUUUAGGUUACUCCAAAUCUCGUUUCAAUGUGGAAGCCAUUUCAUAACAUUUUUAUAGUUUUACAGAACAGAGGAAGUCAUAAAUCAAAGCAAACUUUAAAAUACUCUGGUGGGUACAUCAGAGAGGCAGGGGUACAUCAUCACUAUGGAGGAAGCUUUCCCAUAGGGUCAAAAUGUUAUUUGUUGCAAGAUGCUAUUUGAUGGCAUCCUUACUUAACUUUUGAAUUGGUAGAAGCUAGUUGCCUGUCAAAUCAUUCAAUAGAUUCCAAAAGGUUUUAUCUAUUGUCAUGAGAAGUUAGUUCUGACACAGGUAGAUAAGGAAUGGCUGCUCUAGAGUGCCAGAACUUAUCCAAGGUAAUUCGCCUCUAGGUCACAACUUUCCAGUCUCUCCUCAGUACUGAAAUUCUAAUCAAAUCAGUUUCUGCAUUCCUUUCAGUUUUCAUCACAGACCCAAAGCCAGAAAGAAACGGAUUAAAAUCUAACCAGUCUGGCUGAGGGUUUGGUACACUCUACCCAGAUCCAACUUCUCCAUAGUUGCUUCAAUAAUAUACACUUUUGGAACUCUCAAUACUUUUUAAUAAAUGGCAUGAUAUUUUUGUUUUUCACUGCACCACGAAAAUUAUGUAGCUGGCUCUGGCUUGACCCAACUCGUGUACACUUGACGUUGUAUACAACGGGCUUCGGGGGUAAUGUGCGCCUGGUAAGAAGCAGAAGCGCAGACGUGAUGGUAGAGGGUCUCUUGCAUCACUUACACUGUCUUCUUCGCCGUAAGUGCAGACUGGAACUGGAAUGAAUGCCUCUGUACCCGGAACCUUCCGAUUCUUCUAAAAUGAGGAAGGAAGAAGAAGGACUUGGCCUAUAGCAGGGGAGCGUUAGGGUUCGGGGGGCGGGACGCGCCAGUAGGCUCCUCCCCUUGCGUUGCAGAGCCGACUAGGCCCGCCUCACCCCCGGGGUCCUUUGCGGGAAGAGGAGGAGGCGCUUGCUGGCGUUGCCUAGGGCGUAGUGGCGCCGCUAUCCAAAUGGAACCCAACCUGCAGUUCUGGAUUUCCGAACGCCAAUCCUUUUUUCGAAGAUUUUGUCAAUGGAUGGAUUUAUUAGAUCCUGUAAAUGUGUUUAUUUCAAUUGGAAGGAUAGAAAAAUCACGACAGCUGUUGUUUACCACUAAAGAUGCACCCAAACACUACCUGGAUAACCAAGGGAUUAAAGACGCAUGGAAUAAGAGUCUUUCAGCUGUGCACCCUGACAAUAGCAAAUUGAUCCCUCAUCUUUUUCGACCUGCAGCUUUCCUGCCUGUGACAGCACCCAUGGUAGUUAUGUUGAUGAUGCCAGACACUGGAAUAAAGUCCAUCAUUUUAACUCAGGGUUUCUUGUAUGGAUAUACCACAGCCUUUAACAUCACCAAUGGAAAUGCCAGUUAUAGUUAUGGACCAGUAGAGAGAACACUGCUGGGAGCAGGGGUGUUUGUGUCUUCAACUUUCUUUGGAUUAAUUCCUCAUCUCUUUCAAAUGAAGUAUCCCCUGAAUAACUUUUGGCUUAAAAGAACCUUGCCAAUCGUCUUUCUUGCCCAAGUCAGUGGAAUGAAUGUUUUUGCAUCCCGAAGUUUUGAAAGCCAUCGAGGAAUUGAGGUGAUGGAUAAGGAAGGCCAUGUCGUAGGCUAUUCCAGAAAAGCUGGGAGAAAGGCUAUUAAAGAAACUGCGAAAUCCAGAGCACUGCUGUUUGGGACCUCAGCCUUGGCCCCUGAACUCUUUAUCCACAUCUUUAAAAGGACGCGGUUUUACCCACAAACUCUGCUGUCAUUAGUGAUCCUGCGAAUGAGUUCUACAUUCUUUAUGAUGGGACUGAUGGUGCCAGUGUCAUUCAGCAUGUUUCCACAAAUUGGACAGAUCCAGUGUAGUCAGCUUGAAGAGAAGAUUCAAUCUUCUACAGAAGAAAAGGAACUCUUCUAUUACAGAGGGGUAUAGGAGCAAGUUUAUCUCCUGUUUGGAAACCUUUGUCCCCUCAAGAUUUAUUCAGAGAGCACUGCCAUGAUCCUCAGGGUUCCCAGUAACACUUACGCAGCAAGCUGGCUUCAGUGCCUACUGUACCUGGGCUCUGAGUCUGACUGAAAGAAGAGCAGCACCCAGGGGACCGCUGAAAGAAUUGUGAAUGAAGAGUCAGCCCAGGGAAGGAUAAUGUGAACCUGUGAAUAAACCCGUCUGAGUAAUUGAAAAAAAUCAUCGAAAGGUAUACCUUAUCUGGGAUACAAACGCUAUAUUGAUAGCCUCCAGACAGAUACAAAGCUCUGGUGAGCUCAUUAAGGCUUCUAGUCCCUAAGUAAUCCUGUUUCCCUGCUUAGUUCACCUGAUCCCAUACUGCAAGCAUUCUGUCUGCCUCCCUGGUUUGUUUGAAAGGACCCUGAUACUUCUAUUUCUAGAAUAACCAAGGCUCCUAGCCAGCAACAGCUUCCUGCUCAAUAUAAGCCCAGGUCUAUAUACAGUCAACUCUCUUAGGAAUCCUCAUCUCCCUUCCUCUGGACCUUACUCUAUAGUCACUGGGCAUCUCUGGCUUAUUUCCCUCUGUAGGCUACUCCCAGUUGCAUUGAAACAGCCUUAUAUAAAUAAAUAAAUAAAUAAAUAAAUAAAUAAAUAAAUAAAUAAAUAAAUAAAUAAAAUAAAAAAAAAUUAAAAAAAAAAAAAAAAAACAAGCCCGGUGGUGGUGGCGCACGCCUGUAAUCCCAGCACUCUGAGAGGCAGAGGCAGGCGGAUUUGUGAGUUCGAGGCCAGCCGGGUCUACAGAGUGAGUUCCAGGACAGCCAGGGCUAUACAUCAGGGCUUCAGGUGCUGCUUCAGCUCAGUGCAACAGCACCCCCUGCUGGCAUAGUCUUGUGGCUUUUUGGCUUGCCCUGGCUACUCUCUGAAACCUCCCACUUAUGUUUGGAGAUCAAGUUUCUGAUCGUUAACACCCUAAUAAACCUCUAUCUUACUUA